UUUCAGACACAGAGCACUUGACCCAACUUCUGCAAUAGCCAGAUCUCUGCUGCUAUGCUUAGAAGAGGGAUUUAACCCUUGCAAAAGAAAGGAGCGAUCGUUAGUCCAGGAAGCGCUGGUUGUUCUGCUUUGGGUUUUCCCAAGCAAUUCCAAAGCGUUGCCAAUGGAUGAACUGGUGCAUGACUUGGCCUCGGCCUUAGAGCAGACUUCAGAAAAAAACAAGCUGGGUGAGCUAUGGGAAGAGAUGGCUCUAAGCCCACGGCAGCAGCGGCGUCAGCUUCGCAAGAGACGGGGUCGCAAGCGACGCUCGGAGUUCACGCAUCAGGCAGAGCAUGCCUGCUGCUACAGUGAGGCCUCGGAGUCAAGCUUGGACGAAGCUGUCAAGGAUUGCCGUGAGGUGCUGACAGCCAAUUUCAGUGACUCUGAUGACAUGGCAGUGGUCAAACGACACCCAGCUCUCAGUGCUACCCUGAGGAGCAAGCAGCACUUGUGGCAUGAGUCAGACUCCUUUACAGAGAACGCACCCUGUCGACCUCUCAGGCGCCGACGGAAAGUCAAACGUGUGACAUCAGAGGUGGCUGCCAGCCUGCAGCAAAAGCUCAGGGUGUCAGAGUGGAACUAUGAGAGGGGCUGCAGGUUCAAGUCAGCCAAAAAACAGCGGCUUUCACGCUGGAAAGAAAAUGCCCCUUGGACAUCAUCCAGUCAUGGCCUUUGUGAAUCAGGAGAGAACAGGCCCUUCCUCAGCACAGGGGGAAGGAAAGAGCGGAUGGAGUGCGAAGCUGAUGAGCAGAAACAGGGCUCAGAUGAAAACAUGUCGGAAUGUGAAACCAGCAGUGUAUGCAGCAGCAGUGAUACUGGCCUCUUUACCAAUGAUGAGGGCCGCCAAGGAGAUGAUGAGCAAAGUGAUUGGUUUUACGAAGGAGAAUGUGUUCCAGGAUUCACUGUCCCCAACCUUCUUCCCAAGUGGGGUGUUGACCACCGAUCUGAAGUGGAGCGGAUUGACUCAGGUCUGGACAAGCUCUCAGAUUCCACCUUCCUUUUGCCCUCACGGCCAGCUCAGAAAGGAUUUCAUGCUCGCCUGAAUCGCCUUCCAGGAGCUGCUGCCCGUUGUCUCCGUAAAGGUCGGAGGAGGCUUGUUGGCAAGGAGACCUCCAUGAGCACUCUGGGCACCGAGAGACUAGGUCAUAUUGCUAGUGAUCCACGCCAGAAAGAAAAGAACAAAGCGCUGGCUUCCGAUUUCCCACACACUGUGGCCAGUGCACAUGAGUUCAAUCCAUUAUCUCCUCUGUACUCUCUGGAUGUGCUUACUGAUGCUUCCCACCGAAGAUGCUCACCAGCACACUGCACUGCCAGGCAAGCAAAUGUACACCUGGGACCACCAUGUUCAAGGGACAUCAAGAGGAAGCGAAAGCCAGCUGCAGCCUCCAUGUCCAGCCCAACAUCAGCAACUUUAUCUAUCCACAUGGAUGCAGCAGAGUCAGAGCUACCAGCACCACCAUCCAUGAGAUCCCAGAACUCUGAGUGGACAGGAAAAACACCAGCAGCCGAGAAAGCCACUAUUCCUGCCUCCAGUAACCUUUUUAAAAUGCCACCAGAGAAGAGCCCUGGAUACAGCUAAAAAGAAUCAUUGCAACUGUAGAAGAUUGCUGGAUUGUGGAAGUGUAUGACUCUGGCAUGUGUCCUCACCAGACGUCUUGUUUGGCAGUAGUGAUAUCUGCAGUAGUGGUGCGUGAUGCGUGCCAUCAUCCAGACCCAUCUGCGUGCCCCGCAUACCUAAAUCAUGUCUGUGAAUCUAUGUUUUAAAAAAGGUGAUCAGUGUUGGCACCGCAGUGGCUUUUAAAAAUGUUCUUUCUCUUGCUGUAUUUAUUAUGUAUUCAUCUCCUUCCCUGAUGCCAGCUCAUAUGUGCUGGGUCAUGUACAGGUUCUUUUGGGUUUUCAGAUCUUUAUUCAUCCCCUGGAAACGUUGUUUGUUUGUGCAUUUGACUUUUUUUGGGUGAAAGUCCCACUACCACUCAGGGAGGCAGAAGUCUCCCCCUGCUCUCUUCCAGACCAGGAGGAUUUCUUGGUGGAGGAAUGAGGAGGGAAUGCAAACAAGUCAAAAUGUGGAGACUGAAUUCUGUAUCAGCAGAAUAUUUUCAGGCCAUGUGCUCAUGGACUCGAAUCAUGUUGCUUCUAGCAAAGCAAAUAUGGUGCUUGUCCAUUCAGAAAUUGCCAUUGGCUCACUGGCAGCAUGGUCCAUCAGACCUUUUCCUUCUUCCUUGUUAUCAAUGUCUUUAAUCUUGCUUGUGUAUUGCAUGUUCUUUCCUAAAUCCCCUGUUGGAUAAGGUUUUGGGAGAACUACUUUGACAGAUAUGUGCAAGCUCUCCUGUAAAGGAACCUGGGCCCUUGAAUAUCCUUGGAGUAUGGUAGAGGCUAUACAAAACUUCAAAUUUUUUGGUGUAUAAAUUAAAAAAUGACUUGGAAUUCUAAAGGAUGCUUGCCAUUGAAGUUGACAAAAUAAUAAUAAUCGGCUGAGUUCAGAGUAUUCUGGUUAUUGAUCAGACCACUUCUGUCUCAUGUUUUCCCUCUCUUCAAAAAGUAUUAUCUGCUUUAUCUACUAGAGGUGUCUCCACCUACUGAUGAUUGUACUUUGCUCCACAGCACACACAAAAGAGAUUCUUCUCAUGGCACUUCCAUUUGGUCCCCUAUUACCUUCUCUGUUGCAGAAUAUAUGGAGUGUGUUUUGUCCCCUCUCUUUUCUUGAAUCAUUGUUCACACUUGACUUACUUUUCUUUAAUUACUCUGCCUGAAACUUAUUUUGGGUUAUUUUUUUAGAAUAUAUUACCUUCAUAGCAUGUGUCAAGGAACAGUUGGCCUCCUGGCUGCUUAAGUCCUUCAAAAACAGAGUCUGUUUAUAUGCAUAGAACUCCUUUUGCUUUCCUCACUGGGUGGAGCUUUCAGACAGUACCACGUAAGCUUGUAAAAUUCAUUUUGAAUGUGAAGGUGCAGCUACCACUCUUAAGUAGGUAACAACAUUUGCAUGGGUUUAGUGGCUUUGCAGUGUUCUCCUUAUAAAUCAAAUAGCUGAGGGAACGGAUUUGAUUGUGAAGAUAUAAAGUGAUGAUUUAUACUUGACUCUGUAUUAAAAUGUUAAAUGGUCAUAACAUGCACAAAACAAAAAUUGAAUGACUCACUAAAUCAGGAUAGACAAAUACAGUUAUAUUACAGACACACCAUCCAUGUCUGAUCCCCUAAUACGUACUUAUUCGUGGGGAGAGAUCCAAAUUGGAUUUAUAUUUUGCAGCUCAAGCAAACUGUCAGAUCUGACCAUGUAAAUCCCACUCAAAACUUUUUAUUUAUUUAUUUAUUGGUGCUGGUAGAUUUUAGAACUAAUUAGAACAGGGGAAGCCUUUUUGCCUUGCUGCAGGAGUACAGAGGUCACUUUGGAUUACAGGACAAGCUUUAAGGGUUUUGUGGAGAGAGGAGCGUUCCUGUUUUAAAAGUCAUUGGAUUGUCUUUAUUUUGUACUUAUUUUGAGAAAUGGUACUUAAGAGGUAGCACAGGAAGUCUCAGCACUGGAGAGCCUGUAAUCUAGAACAUACAAAGAAAAGGUAAACCUAGAGCAGUGAAGAGUAGUAGAUACUGUAGUACUCAUGAACACAGUGAAGGGGAAAGGUGGUCACAUACUCAUGGCAAACCUGCACAUAAAUUUUAGGAUUGGAAGCCUUGUAACUUAACUUGCAGGCUGUCUUGGUGACAGGGUGUGGCUCCCUAAAAGAGCAUUUAUGCAAAUGAGUGUUUUUAAUCUCAUGAAGGAUCCUCCACAACCUCUCUUGGUUUGGGCCUGUUAAAUAGGCUCAGAUUACUGAUCACGCAGCAGAAAUGUUAAACGGUGGCUGUAGUAGUUUUCUUUUUAAAACCAAUUCUGAAAUAUGUUGCCGCAUUCCAAAUAUUGUUCAAAGUAGUUCUGUUUUUUCUGUGGUGUCAGGACAGUUUCAAAACUUUUUUAUAAGAGAGAUGUUUGAGGUGUUAGGGAAUCAACAGCCUUCAUCUUGCUCAUUGCAGCAAGGGCUAGGGGGAAGGUUGCCAGAUUUCGUAUGUUUUUUCUCUGGGGGCAUGGAAAGAUAAUUUACCAGAUUUUCCUAUUGAGGUCAGUAGCACUGUUCAUCUCGUUAAGCUCUUAAGUUGUAAGCUCCUAGGAGGUCUUCCUUGCCUUUAAAGGUUGAAUGUAUGUGUGGCAGUACUGAAGAGUAACUAGCAGGCCUUGGUAAGCCAUACUUCUUGCCCUAGCAACAAGUGCCAGGAUACUCAAGUUCUUGCGGAUGCCCUGUUUUUCCUAUUUCUGGGUUAGAAUCCUCUUGCAGGUCAGUCAGACUCUCAACCAAAUUUGAUUCUCCUGUGUGGUAGACAAGCUAAAUUAAUUUAUCUGUCUUUGUUAAUCGACAGACUUCAGUAGAUUGAUUCAGAUGUGAAUAUUUACAUCAUCCAUACAUGAACUAACUAGGUGCAUUGCUUUGUUUCUUUUCUUCCAAGGCAGAUUCCUUAGAACUCACACUGCACUCAUACAGUAUUUGCAGUGAAGGACACAGUGCUUCAGAUGUGGUUUGUCUGAGUAGAAAGGAAAUCAAGGAAGCCUUGAUUUGGGAACUGUGCUUCUAGGAUGUGAUUAUUGCUUCAGUUAUACAGCUCACUUGUAUUGCACUUCUUGACCACCAGGACUCCCUAGUCUUUUUCCAGGUUUGUCUUCUCUCCGGUUGUCUUCUCUGCUUGUCCUUAUGGGAGACUUCAACUUCCCAGGCAUCAACUGCUAAUGCCAGGCUGCUUUGAUAAGCAAGGCAUGUUCCUGAAGUAUGUUCAAAAUAAUUUAUUGUCACAAGUACUCACUGAGCCAACUAGGAAAGAUGCCCUGGUAGAAUUGUUAUUUAUGAAUAGAGAAGGACUUGUGGAGGUGUGAUGCUAGGUGGCUAUUUUGGCCACAGUGAUCAUUAAAUGGUUGAAUUUAAAAUUUUUCAUGUAAUGAGAAGAAUGGUCAGCAGAGUUGAUACCCUGGGCUUCAAGAAAGCUAACUUCAAGUUACUCAGCAAGCCAGUUAGCAGCAUCCCCUUAAAUCUGCUUCUGAGGGCUUAGGGAUCCACGAAUGCUGGUCAGUUUUUAAGGACCACCUUUUGGAAGGAGAAGAGCAGGCAGUCCCAUUGUGCUGAAAAUCAAGCGAGCAGCACAGAGAACCAGAUUUGCUAAACAGGGAAUUCCUCUUGGAACUCAAGAGGAAAAAGUAAUUGUAUGAUCUCUGGAAGCAAGAUUAGGCUUCACAAGAAGAUUACAGAGCUGUAGUUUGCAUAUGCAGGAGAAAUCACAAAAAGCCAAAGCUUAAUAAGAGUUGAAACUGCCCAGUAUUGUGUCAAGCAAGAAGAAAGGCUUUUUGAAGUACAUUAAUAACAAGAGGAGGUCUAAGGCAAAUAUUGAAGUGAUACUUGUUGAAGAUGGUCAUCUGAUAAAUUGGGAUGAAGAAAAAGUGAAGACAUUCAAUGCUUUAUUUUUCCAUACUCUGUAACAAUACUGAUUGAAUUGAGACUGCUCAGUCCUUUGAGUUGGAGGACUAUGACUGUGGGAACAGUGACUUUCCAUUUCAGGACACUGAAAUAGUAAGGGACCAGUUGUAUCAGUUGAAUGCUCAUACAUCAUGAUGCCAGAUGGGAUUCAUCCCAGACUGCUGAAGAUGCUAGUGGAUGUUACAGUAGGCCCCCUCCCAAUCAUCUGCCAAAGGUCUUGAGAUUCUGGGAAGGUCCCUGCUGAUUGGAAGCUAGCUGGUGUUACUCCAGUUUACAAGAAGGGCAUGAGGGAAGACCCAAAAACCUACAGACCUGUUAGUCUAACCUCAGUACCUGGAAAAGUUACAGACAAGAUGCUGCUGGGUGCUAUUUAAAGGACAAUUCAAUCGUCUGGCACAGUCAACAUGGGUUCACAAAGGGAAAACCUUGUCUAACCAAUUUGAUACCUUUCUACAACAAUGUCACCCACUUAGUGGAUGAAAGGAAGGCUGUGGAUUUAGUGCUUUUUGAUUUCAAUAAGGCAUUUGAGACUGUCUCUCACAGCAUCCUUCUGGACAAGUUGUCCAACUGUGAGAUGAACAAAUACAUGUCCACUGAGGUAAGAACUGGCUGAGCAGCAGGGCUUAAAGGGUUGUAGUGAGUGGGGGUACAUCUGGCUGGUGACCAGUCAUCAGCAGUGUUCCUCAAGGCUCAGUUCUAAGGACAGUUCAGUUCAAUGUAUUUGUUAAUGAUCUGGUUGCAGGAGUUGAAUGCACCAUCAGCAGGUUUGCUGAUGAUACCAAACUGGGAGGUGCUGUUGACCCUCUCAGGGACAAAGAUCCCUUGCAGAGGGAUUGGGCAAUAAUCACUGGCAUGAAAUUUAGCACGAACAAAUGCUGGAUUCUGCACCUGGAACAGAGUAUCACUGGACACAUAUAAACUGAGAGAGGAGUGGCCAGAGAACAGUCCUGAAGAAAGGGAUCUGGGGAUGCUGGUUAGCAGCAGGCUCAGCAUGAGUCAGCCAUGUGCCUUGGCAGCCAAGAGGGCAAACCACAUCUUGGGGUGCAUCAAACACACAUAGCCAGCUGGUCAAAAGAGGUGAUUAUCCCACUGUGUUUAGUAUCGGUGCAGUCUCACCUUGAGCAUUUUGUGCAAUUCUGGGCCCCAAAAUUUAAAAAUGAUAUGAGGGUACUUGAAAGCUUCCAGGGGAGAGCAACAGAUCUGGAAGGUGUGUCCUAUGAUGAGCGGCUGAGGACUCCAGAUUUCUCUAGGAGAAAAGGAGGCUGAGAGGUGACCUUAUUGCUCUCUGCUUUCCCUCCUUGGGAGGUUGUAGAGAAGGAGGUGCUGAUCUCUUCUCCCUGGUGUCCAGUGAUAGGACACAGGAAUGGUGUAAAGCCAUGUGAAGGGAGGUUCAGACUUCACAUUAGGAAACACUUCUAUAUAGAGUGGAUGGUCAAGCACUGGAGCAGGCUGCCUGGGGAGGUGGUUAAUGCCCCAAACCUGUCUGUUUAAGAAGCAUUUUGACAAUGCCCUUUAUAAUGCCCUUAAUAAUAUACUUUAACUUUUGGUCUUUUAACAGUUGGAUUAGAUCACCAUUGUAAGUUCUGUCCAACUGAAAUUAUUCUAUUCUGUUCUAUGCUAUUCAUGAGGUUUCUGUCAAUUCAUUUCUCCAAGCUGUAUAGACUCCUCUGGGUGGUACCCCCACCCUCCAGCAUAUCAGUGGCUUGUGUCCCCAGCAUGCCAUUAUUUCUGAUCUUGCUGAGAGUAUGCUCUGUCACUUUCCACCAGAUCACUAAUGAUUGCUGAACAGUAUUGAUCUCAGUAUUGUCUUCUGAGACAUGCUGUUCAUAGCUGGCCAUCACACAGAUUUCAAACCAUUGAUGAUUACUCUUCGAGCCUGACAAUUCAGCCAGUUUCUCACUGACCUUUCUUACUGGAAAGCACCCAGUCCAUCCAUAGCUGCCCCAUUUGGCUAUGGGCAUGCUAUGAGAGAUUGCAUCAGGAGUAGUCAACGUAGACAGCAUCCACUGCUCUGUAUACAUCCACAGAGCCUGUCAUGUUAUCAUAGAAGACAGUCAAGUUCAUAGGCAUGAUUUUCCCUCAUUUAAUCUGGCUGGCUGUUCCUAGUCACCUUCUUGUCCUUUUUCUGGAGAUGGCUUCCAGAACUUGCUUUAUAAAGCUACAAGGGACUGCGGUAGGGCUGACUAGCCUGUCAUUUCCUAUAUCCUCUUUCAUGCCUUUUUAGAAAGGUGACAUGAUACGUACCCCUUCCUAUCACUGGUAACUUCAUGCACUUGCCACAGUUUUUCAGGGUUGACAGAGACCAGUCUUGUAAGGACAUACCUUUGCAAAUAGGGCUUUGUUGAUGUACAGGGAGAAGAUGGACAUUCAGUGAAAGAGAAAUAGAGAGCUGGGAGGAGCAGCUCUAGCAGUUGCUCUUUGCACAUUUUCAUUAGUUCCAGUGAGGUCUAGUGAGUCUUAAUACCCAGUUUGGUAGAUACUGGAGCAGUGCAAAUUAGAAGAAUGAAGUUUCUAGCUUUAUAGAUUUAUGAUUUUAAGGUAAGGUACAGUAAAGAGUGAAGAAGGCAACAAAACAGUAGCUGAAGAGAAACUUGAAAGAGGCUGGGACUAGUGCUACUGAAUGAUAGAUUGUUGUCAUGAUGGUGAUAUGCAGAGGUGUGUCUUGCCAGCAUUCCUGAAUAAUGGCAUUGAGGCAGUUAGUGCUCUCCUUUGAAGUGUAGAAGCUCAUGCUGUUACUUUGUGGAUGUUGCAGAGACCUGCUCCAGUGAGCAGAGGAUGAGAAGGGAAAUUGAAGGAGGGGCUAGAAGAAGAGUGAUGGAGUGACAUUUUUAUUGUAACCCCUUCUGCACUGAAUCAUAGAAUCAUAGUAUGGUUUCAGUUGGAAGGGACAUUAAAGAUCAUCUAGUUCCAACCCCCCUGCAUGGGAGGGACACCUCCCACAAGAUCAGGUUGCACAGAACCCCAUCCAGUCUUCUCUCAAACACUUCCAGGGAUGGGGCUUCCACAGCUUUACUGGACAACCUGUUCCAGUGUCUCACCACCCCUCACACUAAAGAAUUUCCUCCUAAUGUCUAAUCUAAAUCUCCCCUCUACCAGCUUUAAUCCAUUACCCCUUGUCCUUUCACUACAAGCCCUUAAAAUAAGGCUUUCCUAGAGCUCUCCUGUAGGCCCUCCUUCAGGUACUGGAAGGCCACUAUGAGGUCCCCCUGGUGCCUUCUCCAGGCUGAACAACCCAAUUCUCCCAGCCUGUCUUUGUAGGAGAGGUGCUCCAGCCCUCGGAUCAUCUUUGUGGCCCUCCUCUGGACUUUCUGCAGGAGCUCCAUGUUCUUCUUAUGUUGGGGGCUCCAGAACUGGACUCCUGGGGAACACCACUUGUCACAUCUGGACACUGAGCCGUUGAUCAUCACCCUGUGAGUGCGACCAUCCAGCCAGUUCUUACCCAAAAAGUGGUCCAUCCAUCGAAUCUAUACCCUUCCAGUUUUGAUACCAAGAUGUCAUGUGGGACAGUGUCAGAAGAUUUGCACAGGUCUGGGUUGGUGAUAUUGGACAUAAGAUGCUACAAAAAACAAUGCAUGAGCCUGGAUGUCAGCAAGGAGUUAUGUAAAGUGGAUAAGAAUUUUGUUUUGUUGUCUUGAUGAACAGUUUUGUAACCAGAGAACAUUUCAGGGAAGCAAAAAUGAAGCCAUCUACCAGUCAUUUGAUAUUAAAAAAAUACUUUUAUAGUCUGCUAGGAGACUAUCAAAGGAGGACAAACUUCUGUUAUUGUGAUACUGCAUUACUGUGUCUUUGUCCCCUGCAUUCAGCCAUUCCAAUCCAUGUUUUGUGGCUGACACAUUCUGCCUUUGCACCAUGAAAUAUGGGAAAAAUACAGCAAUGGUUCUUAAGGCUUGAAGCAUAAGGGGCCACUUGCUAUGCUGAAGGCAAGACUGGACUGUCUUAGGCUAUUCACUUUUACCCAGUACUCAGCAGAGAGAACAUGUCUUAAUUAUACCAAAGCAUCUCAUUCUUGAGAAGCAAACUGUGCCAAGUGCAGGGAGACUGAACUGUCAUCAGUGCCUGGAGACAAGUGCAUGGCUUGCCCUCAGUCAGGUGACAUAGGGACUUAUGUUGUGGAGACAGCAGGAACCUUCAACAUCCUUCCCAACUUUAAUGUGGGUGAAAUACCUUCCAAAUUGCAAACCUGCUUUUUAGUGUGACUCCAGUGAGUUGACAAAGAUGUGUUACCUUGCAUACCAGGAAAAGAGAAUUCUUGUGCCAACUCAAAGAAUUGGUAAAAAUGGAAAAUGGGCUGGCACAGUCUGUUACAUCAGAGAAAGAUGCAAACCCUGUAUACCUGCAGACAAUAAUCAGAAAAAGUAUUGCUGAGCCCUGCGUGUAUGACCCAGAGUAUUCAUUGUCUUAAAGUGGAGCUGCCAGUAUUAUGAGGAUGAUCAGGGUUUUGCAAAGCUGCCCUCUUUUUGUAAUCUCUGAAGGAAAUGGGAUGAACAACAUAAGAAAGGCAGUUCUGGGUCAGACCAAAGGUCUGUCAGGCUCACUGUUCUUUCACCCACAGUGGCCUAGGGGUGCCUAGAGGGCACUGUAAGGACUAUGUAGUUAUAUAGCAAUGCUUUCCUUUUAUGUUCUCCUAGCUCAGUGUCCUGUCUCAAAAAUAUUUACAAACUCUUGAAGGCUGGAGAAAACUUUUUGGAAGCUUUUGGCUAUAGUAUUUAUCCUGCAACUGGAUUUAGUUACAUUUCUAGAAGAUAAUGAAAUCUGACUUUAAAAACAUAAAGUAAGGCUUCACUUAUCUGUCUUGAUAAUCAGUUUUCUUAUAAAUUACCCUCUCUAUAAGGAAAUUGCAUCUUCUCUUGGAAUAUUUUUUCCUACUGUUAAUAUCCUGACAUUGUUUCUUGCUAUGCUUUUUUUUCACCAAGGUUGAGAAGUCCUAUUCUUCCUUUACAGUUAGGCUUCUUUGUCAUGUAUAACUACGUAUGCUCAGUCAACAAGUCCUGUGUAGUCCAGUAACUCAUAGAAGUAAUUUUUCAUAAGCUUCAAUCUGUAAAACUUAUUUAACCUUUGCUUAUGCUCCUGCAUGAAAAUCCCCAGUAUUCCACAUCCAUCUGCAUUUAGUUCUAGAGUCUGCUUCUUUACAGAAGAAAGAACACUUGCUUCCCUAUUGCUGUUCAGUAUUCAUAUGCUCAUCUACCCAAGCAUCAUGCUAGCCCUUGCUGCCCAAACACUGAUGUAAUGCUACCAUUAAAAUGAUAUUCAGGCAGUUGACUCUGAAGCUAAAGUUCUCAUCACUGCUCCUCAGUGCACAAGAUCCUAGAAAAUGAGGAUUUUUUUAUUUUUUUUUUAAUUUCCAAAAUGCUGUGCAUUUCCUUUAGCAGUAUUACAGUGCAAUCUUGGACUGACAGUUUUUGCAAUUUGGAAUACUUAAGAGCUCAGUCUUGUUUAGUUUUAUAAGAAGUGGAUCAGAGAUGUGUAGCCUGUGUGGCAGAAAGUCCUUUAUGGAAAUGGAAAUACUAGGUAAUAAAGUGUCUCUUGUCUUGAGCAGAUGGGCAUAAAAAUGAAGUUGAAGCUAAUGCCAAAUGAAUUCAAGUUAGAAAUAAAGUGUGAGUUUUUAACAAUGAGGGCAGACUAACCAUUGGAACAAAGCACCGUGGAAAGCAGUAGCUUCUGUGUAUCUUAAGGCUUCAAUCUGAAGACAGUAGCUUUAUGGAAGGAAAUUUGUAGCCAAAUGUAAGCCAUUGAAAUAAAUACAGAGGCAUCUAAAAGACAUUGAUUUGUCAAUUUUAUAGUGUGUGUCAGUUUACAUUAAAUUAUAGUUACUUCUGGUGUAGAACCUCAGAGAAGACAGAAGAUUUAUACAGUAUAGAGAUCUGUUGAAAAAAGGGAAGUGUUUUGGCAAACAGGGAAAAGUCAUGGUGAUGGAAGUUUUAUGGUGUUGCCAAAAGAUUGUAUGAACUUUGCAUGGGAAAAGGAGCUGUGAAAAAUUUUAUCUGUGCCAAGUGAAAUGAAGCAUCAUUUCUGCCUACCGGUUUAUUUGUGAGUGAUAUAAUGACAAGUGAGUGUGCAGUUUUCAGAACCUACCUGAUCACUCAGUUGAAGAGCAUCCUUGAUGAGGAUUCCUCCUUUCUUGCAAUACUGGCAGGUAGAGUUCUGCUGUCUUGGGGUAGUAUUCCCUAUGUACAUGGUUAGCUUCAGCAGCUCUGUCUCAUUUCAUUCACUCAGGUGUGUGAACUGCCUGCACGUUGCACUGAAAUGAGAAACAAGUGAGGCAGAGCAUUGCUGGGCUUAUUACCUAACCUGGCAGGCAGCUAAAUACCACACAACCCCUCACUCAUUCCCCUCCUGCCCCCCAGGGAAUGGGGAAAAAAUUGGAAAAGUAAGGAGACUUGUAAGUUCAGAUAAAAACAAUUUAGUAAUUUAAAUUUAAAAAAAAGUUAAAAUACAGUAUACAAACAAGAGAUGUGCAAUGCAGCUGCUCAGCACCUGCUGAGCAAUGCACAGCCAUUCCUAAUUUCCUAAGAGAAAUCCCAAGACUACAAUCCUGAAAGACAGAGAAAACUUCUUUGCAAGCUCUUCUGUAUAAAUUGUUGAAUGAUAUGGAAUAUCUCAUUGGCAAAUUUGGAUCCAUUGCUCUGGUUAUACUCCCUCCCAGCUUCUUAUGCACGUGCACACUAGUAAAAUAUGGGAAGCUGAAAAGUUCUUGAUUUCUUAGUAGCAAAUAAAAACAUCAGUAUGUUAUCUCACUCUCCUCAUACCAAAUCCCAUACUGCAUUCCAAACAAAAUGCUCUUGUAGCUACUAAGAAGAAAAUUAGCUCUAUCCCAGCUAAAACCAGGGCAGUAUGCAAUAUUUUUCUUAAUCACUUUAGAUGUUGCUUGUGCUUUUCUUUCUUACGGCAUAUAAGGAAGACACCUCCUUGUAGGAGCGCUGUUUUGGUAGCCUGUAGACUUCAUGAUCAGACUGAAGGACCAGAUGGUAGGUUUCUCCAAGUGGAAGAGCUCUUCUGCACUCAUCUGAGAGGAGAUGGUGUGACUUGAGAAGCAAUUUUCUGGUAGUGUGUUCUCUAACAUUAGGGAGCAGUAGCAUAUUCAGCUUUUUCAGCAUUAAAAUACAUUAUGCUGUAGUGUUUCAAAAUGAGCGGAAAUUUCCACUGAUGGAAUAAUGCCACAUAUGAAUUGUUGCUUCAGAUCUCAAGUGCUGGACAUAGUGUUAAUGUCCCAUGCUAGCAUUUGGUUUUGUUGCACAGGUUGGUGUGAGACCUUGUUUCUGGAAGCUCUCCUAAUGGUGCCAUGAACUGAGACUGGUCUGGCCUGACCAGAGCCCCUGGGCACUGCUGAAGCCAUUGAAUUUUCUCUGCAGUUUAGCAACACCAGACAGUUAGUCAAAGCUGCUGUCAGUUGCAUUCUAGCUUCCUCCUGUCCCAAAGGGCUUACCUAAAGACAGAUCACAAACAUGUCUGCUAAAAAACAUGUCCCAAAUGUUAUAUGUGGUCAUAAGGCUUAACUGUUUGACAGGGAUUUGAUUCUGGGUUCCCAAAACUCUGUUUUGGGAGUAACAUGUAAAUAAGAUUAUUGCUUGUAUUUUUCUGUCUUAAACAUGAUGUGUAUUCUCUGAAUGAGGCCCUUGCAGAAUCUUUCUGAUUAUAGAAACUGGAAAUAAAUCAAUAUAUUAAAGAAGUGUUUUAUCUGAUAUAAACCAAACUGAGUUGAGAGUGGGAGAAAAGAGGCUUCAUUGACAUCUAACUAGAUUUACAGUAUUGUAAUAUCCAUAAUCUGCAUGCUUCCUUGAAUGUUUCCUAGACUGUAAUCUGAAGCUUUUCUUUCUUUGAAUUGCAAAGCUGAGUGAAGGAUUUUGAGAUAAUUUAUUAUGUCCAUUCUUUUUUCUUUGCAAUGAUUUUGUUUGUUUCCCAGUUUGUCAUGACAUUUUCUCGAAGACAAGUGGGAUGCUACCUGUUCAGAACUUGAAACAAUUCCAGAGUGUCUUAAGUAGUCUUUCACAUCCAAGUCACUGCUUCAGAUCUGCCCAGUCCCAAAAGGGACUUAAUUUAAAUGAGCUGGUCAGUCUCAAUUGAUAGUUUAAUGGAUAUCUAUUCAUUUUGCCAACACUAACAUCCUUUUAAGAUAGAUCUGUGUAAUUCUUUUUACCAUGAUAGCAGCGGUUUCAAAGAUGAAACUAGCAGUGAACUUUAAAUUUUCUUUUGCAUAUAUUUUUGUCCCAAUAUUGAUAGCUAUGGACAUUUGUGGAAGGAACAAAACAGGACUCUGUCCAUGUUAACUAUUCCAAGGAAUAAAUUGUAAAAAAUGAGAUCCCAAAUUGAUUUAAUACUUUUAAACAAACAAACAAACAAACAAAAGAUUCUUUGCAAGUGGUUUUAAUUCUCAACACUAUAUUAGGGGAUGGGGUGUCUAAUUUUUAAAAGUGUUUAGUUUUCUCUCAUGUGCAAGCUGUACCUGUGAGAGUUGGGAAGUGUUCCUGGUGAAAUGUGCUGAGUUUUAUUGUGAAGAAGGAGGAAAGAGCUCUUAACAAUAGAUUCUCUUAUGGGAAGCACCCAGAUUUGGCAAAUGUGAUCAACUAUGGCUAAGAGUCAAAAAAGUCAGAUAUUUAGAAAUCAUUAUGAGCUGGUUCAGUCUGCCACCUACUUUCAUUUUUAUUUUUUUUUCUGAGGAAUUAUUUGAUCCAUUUGAUUAUUGGAGGUAUUUCUAUAAAAAAACAAACAAACAACCCAAAACCAGAAAUAACCCAAACACCAACAACCCCCAAAACAAAAAAAAGCCCAGGUUGGUUCUUGUUCACACAUCCUUAAUUUUACACCCAAGCACAGAGAAUGUUUUCAGUUUAGUUUAAAUAGCUGGUGUUAAAUUCAGUAACAGGGCUGACUGUUGUGGCUUUUCACUAUUUUUAUGUUUUUCAGACCAUGCUUGCUUCAUACUUUUCCAGCUCAUAGAACUAACUGAAACUACAAAUGAAUACAAGUAGACUUGCUAUGUACUAACUCCCAUCUAAAUAAAGGAUAUCUCAAAUCUGGAGGUACAAGAUUUGUUCUCUGCUGAAGUAAAGCAAUUUUCCACUAUGAGCAGAUACUUGAUAAUAGUUUUUAAAUGAAACAUAGUAUAGAGUUUCAAAAUGCUGAAUGAGGUUAAUUUCUAAUGAAGAAGUAUACAGGGAGAGGAGAACAAGAGCAGGUUUUAGGAGUUGCUGCCAUUAGGCAGAUAAACCACAUGGAUUUUGCAAAACACACUUUAAAAAUUGCAUGUAGUUGGAGAAAUCUUACUCUGAGAAGUAUCAUAGCUUCAUCUGCACAGAUUGCCUGAAGGGGCAGUGAUGGCAAGCCAGUGGUUCUGCUAGCACUGACACUGAUGUUUAUUUAGUCAUUUGGACACCAGCUUCCUGAAAGGUUCACCAGUAUUGCCUUAGGACUUUUCUUCAUCUUGCUUCACCACAUAAUUUGCAAGUGCUUGGACUCACCCAGCCCCCCACCAUGGGGAAACAUUCAUUCCCAUUUUGAGAAAGCUGGAGGUGAAGAUGCUUAAUGCCACGUGUUGUGUGGUGAGUGAAAGAAGUCCUGUGUUUUCUUUCCUGACGGUCCAGCGUCACCAUGAAACGAGCCUAUACAAACACAAGUAGCAAGAGAAGCUUUCAAGAGCCUUUUAUUAUCCCUUGCUGGUCCUUUCAGGUACUGUGGAGACAGCAAGGAGUGGGAAUGAGCAGGGCAGGGUCUGAUUCCCAGGAGAUGGAGGGAGAGGCCGUGAGGUGCAGCCCUGUACUCCAGCAGGGGCUACCACAGGGCUACCCUGGGGCAAGUGGCAUUUCCCAUCCUCCUGACCACAUUGAUAAGGUGCACGACUCUGAGCCACAGGCUUCCUGUGUUUGUAUUUAUGGAGACAUUUAAACAAGUACUUUCUUUAACCAGCCCUCUACACGUCCCCCCCCUCCCCCAAUAGAAAAGGAAAACAAACCAGACAAUCUGUUCUCCCCUGACAAAAAAGGCUACAAUUUAAGUGGCCUACGUUGCUGUUAUCAGUGCCCUUUCGCAUGCACAAUGCAGUGAAGCAGUUGCAUGAUUAGUUGUUGGGUUGUUGUUGACCCCUCCCGGCCUGC
Apus apus (common swift) is the source of this 15616-nucleotide messenger RNA. RefSeq names its product G-patch domain containing 2 like (gene GPATCH2L). Lineage: Eukaryota; Metazoa; Chordata; Aves; Apodiformes; Apodidae. The record is from RefSeq and is a predicted model, not a curated record. Bases 164 to 1618 code for a protein of 484 amino acids. The transcript is spliced from 10 exons.